Striga asiatica is the source of this 2433-nucleotide messenger RNA. The record is from the annotation of a GenBank genome assembly. Lineage: Eukaryota; Viridiplantae; Streptophyta; Magnoliopsida; Lamiales; Orobanchaceae.
CACACACUUGAUCCCCACCUCAUCAUCCAUCCAUCCACCCGUAACAGUAUCUCUCGGGUCAAACAAAAAACGACACAUUCCACUAAGUUCCACUGCUAUUGGAGCGUGAUGCCACCACCACCUCAGCCAGCGCGUGGAGAAAGAAAUUUUACUCCCAAAGAAAGCAUUCUUUAGGAGAGGUGUCGCCAGUUACAUCACCACCAAAAUCUAGAGUCUUUAACCAAGCGCCGCCGCUCCCUGCCGCCGCCAAUGGGGGUUGCUGAACCCGUGGUUAUGCAGAGAGGCGAUGAAGGAGAAGGAGAGAGAAAGAACGAGAAAGAGGAUGAGGGAGAGCUGAAGGAUUUGGAAAUGGGGGAGAUGAACAAUAACACGAAUGGAGGAGCAGCUGCACAGACAUAUCCCCCAAACGCCGGAUUUAGCAUGUCAAGAAUGCAAAGAUUGAGCGCAACAAAUCCUUUGAGGCUUGUAAUGAAUAAUGCAACAAGAGUUGCUUCUCCUUCUCAAGCUCCUCGACCUCCGCAAAGGUCUCAGCUUCCGCCUCGCCCUUCUCCUUCGCCUAAUUUGCACCACCAACAACCUCGCUCUGUACCUACUCCACAGCCAUCGGUGGCCACACUCAACUCAAGAUCAUACACAAACAAGAUCUCCCUCUUCGUAUUCACCCUCCACACAGUUUUAGCAGUCGGGCUCAUCGGGUUCUUGAUAUUUAAGGGCAUUGAGGUCCUGAUCGGGCCUGGACAGGCCCGAAAUCAAGAACAAAAAGUCCUCAAAUACUUCCUUCCCCAGGUCGAAGCCUCAUCACUCCUCAGCAUAACACUCGCCUUCGCCUGGCAAAAGGCCAUCCGCACGUGGCCUAAAUUCACUGUCCACUUCAUAAUCUGGAGCUCGUUUUUCUUCACCUUGACAGCUGGCAUUCUCCUCAUCUGCUUCCAGCUGCCGGCCACAGAUGGCAUAGGCGUCCUCUACAUCGCCUUUGCCAUCGGCAAUGGGCUUUACGCCUGCUGGGUUUCACAAAGGACUGGGUUUUGCUCAAAAGUCUUCAUCAAGGCCCUCGAGCCCGUUUCAAAAUUCUCGGACAUAAACCGUCCGACUUACUUGAUGCUUGGGGCAGGGUUCUUAUGGAUUUCGUUCUGGAUUUUGGCUGUGAUUGGGGCUUUAAGUUUUUACGUUCCGCCAUUGAUUAUACUGGCGUUGGUCUUGAGCCUGGCUUGGACGGCCGAGGUUAUGAGGAAUGUGGCUAAUCUGACUGUUAGUCGGGUGGUUGCGCUUUAUUAUCUGAGGGGAAUGCAGUCGAGCACCCAAUUCUGCUUCCAGAGGGCUCUUUCUAAUAAUCUGGGGAGUGCUUGUCUUGGAUCGCUGUUUGUGCCGACUAUUGAGGCCUUGAGGAUUGUGGCACGUGGGCUGAAUUUGCUAGAGGGAGAGGACGAGUUCAUGUUUUCGUGCGCUCAUUGUUGUCUUAGGGUUAUGGAGUCCAUCUUCAAACGUGGUAAUGGGUGGGCUUAUGUUCAGAUUGCUGCAUAUGGAAAGGGUUUCGUGCAGGCAUCUCAAGACACAUGGGAGAUGUUUACGAAAAGGGAUAUGGUUGAGGUUGUCGACUCUGAUAUAACGAGCGCCAUUUGUUUUCUCACCGGAAUUUGCAGUGGCUCCAUCUGUACAAUAGUUGUGGCUGCUUGGACGGCCUCUGUUCACAGAGGCUACAUUGCAACCCUCUCAGUGCUUGCUGCCUACAUUGGUUACCUAAUGACUAGGAUUGCAAUGGCAUUGCCCCAUGCAUGUGUGAGCUGUUACUAUGUCUGUUAUGCUGAGAAUCCCGAAAACAGGCUAUUUGAUGACACAAUACCAAAUCGUAUCGAGCUGAUAAAGUCGGGUCGAGAUGUGGUUGUACCUACGCCUCGGGUCCCACGCCGCUUUCAAAGAUAGCCUUUUUUUUUAUUAUUAUUGAUGGCUCGUGUACAUACACCUAGUCACAGCAAUAAUGAUUUGUAUAUAUGUAUUUUUUUGUUUUUAGUAAUGCAAGAAUAAGUAUUCUGUAUUGAUGUAGCUGUGGAUUAAGUGAGCGUUUAGGGUUCAACACGUGUCAGUGUUUGAGUGGUUCGAAAGGGAGCUCUCAAAGCCAAUAAUGAUUUAAGAUUUCAUUUCCCCACAGUAAGUUCUUUUGAAUAUAGGAAUGGUGAGAUUCUUAUCAACAAGGCUGGCUACAGAGAGUAUAAAGUGUGCCCUUUUGUGCUGUCUUUUAUGGGAAUUAUUUUUUGGACAUUGGUUUUUGGAUAGAUGAGAUUUUGGGUUGUCAACAUUAUAAUUUAUUUGGUGUGCACGUCUUGAUUUAGGUGGUAAACAACAUUAUAGUUUAUUUGGUGUGCACGUCUUGGUUUAGAUAUGCCAGACUGUAUAGUAAUUUCUGAAUCUAUAAUGGGUAUUGUUUAUAUGUUUACC